UAAGCUUACUACGCUCGCUGCGCUAGUGAGGCAUUAAGAAUUCCCCACACUCAGUCUUCACCGGAGCCCUCUGGUGAUUGCUUUUGUUCUGGCCAUAUCUGUUUCGUCGAAAAUACGGGAAACCAAGAGAACCAUUUUCGUGUGAAGAUGAAGAAGGCUGAACAGGCAUAAAUCUUUAAGGAUCAUUCUUAAAAUUCAAUCGAUAUUAGAAUAAAACAGAAAAAGAUAAAAAUAAUCUGAUUAGGCGACUUCAAUUUUCAAUUCACAAAUCGUCUUUAAUACAAAAUAAAGUUUGAUACAGGUUUUAAGCAUUAGUGAGAGAAAGACACUAAACCGACCCAAAUUAGGCGUAAACAAACCGAUGCAUGUGAAGAAAGAGUGAACUAGCGAGGUGGCUAAGGUGAAUGCUAAUUGCUAGUCGAUGCAAUCUUUCUUUGAGUUCGUCGUUCUUUGUGCAUUGUUGUCAACUCCUUUCUAACUUUCGCAUUAACAUGGACGUGAAUAUACGUUGUCUCGCGAUAAUUACUUACAAUAAUUGAUACCUAAUCGGAUCUCAUCGACUCCGUCAUCGUGUUCUCCACUCCGUGCCUCCUUAUUGCUCAUUGUUCUGGGCAUUUAACCAAUAUGUCAGAUGUUAAGAGCCUCGAACAUCCGACACUUAAGGUUCCAUAUGAGCUUCUGAACAAAAAGUUUCGUUCUGCUCAGAAAACUCUUGAUAGAGAAGUGUCGCAUGUUCAGGCAGUAUCUAAUGAACUUGAGAAAAGUUUAAAGACUGAUGGAACUUAUGUAGCAAGUGGUGAAAUUAGCAAAUUGCUCGGUGGUGUAGUCGCUAGGCUUCAAGUUUUAAAGCGUAAAGCUCAAGAGUCCAUAGCUGAGGAAUUGCAAGCAGGCAUGGUGUGCAAAAGAAGAUUAGAUCAUUUAAAGGAUCAUGCUAAUACCUCUUCCAGUGCUGUGAAUCAAUGGAGACGACAGAGAUUAGACAGAAUGCUUGUAGAAUAUUUUCUUCGCAAGGGAUACUACAAAACGGCUACUAAAUUGGCAGACAGUAGCGAACUUAGAGAUCUAACAAAUAUUGAUGUAUUUAUGGUAUCGAGGGAAGUGGAAAAAUCUUUAGCCAAUCAUGAAAGUGCGAGAUGCAUCGGUUGGUGUCAUGAUAAUCGUUCGAAGUUAAGAAAACUAGGCAGCACUAUGGAAUUCAAUUUACGCGUGCAAGAAUUUAUCGAAUUAGUGCGAACCGACAGGCGGCUUGAUGCGGUGAAGCAUGCUCGCAAGUACUUCGCCAACUACGACGAUUAUCAGCUGCAGGAGAUUCAGUGCUGCAUGGGCCAGUUGGCCUUCCCGGCUCACGCAUACUUGAGUCCCUAUAAGGAUUUACUGGAUGAAAAGAGAUGGGACAAAUUGAUCGAGACAUUUCGACAGGAAAAUUACAGAUUGUUUCAGUUAGCGAGCCAGAGCGUAUUCACGGUAGCUCUGCAAGCUGGCUUGUCGGCUCUUAAAACUCCCCAAUGUUACAGCGCGAAUAAAGAAGGUCGAAAUCCUAGCUGUCCAGUUUGCAACGAAGCGUUAAAUGAAUUAGCCGCACCAUUGCCUUUCGCUCAUUGUUCGCAAUCGCGACUUGUUUGUAGUAUAAGUGGAAAACCACUAAACGAAUACAAUCAGCCUAUGAUGAUGCCGAAUGGAUAUGUGUAUGGUGAACAAGCAUUGGAAAAAAUGGCUCAAGAAAAUAAUGGCACUGUGAUCUGCCCAAAGACCAAAGAAGUAUUUCCAUAUAAAAAAAUUGAAAAGGUUUACGUAAUGUAAACUCUCGCAUUGACACAAAGUAUAUAUAUAUAUAUGUUGUACUAUAUGCUUGACGCUUAUGCCUCUCUUUGCUCCAAUACUUCUGUUAUUUAAAUAAUAAUUGUAUACUAUACUAAUAAUACUGGAAUGAAAUAACAUCUAUUUUUAAGGAAAA
Messenger RNA from Acromyrmex echinatior (Panamanian leafcutter ant), 1954 nucleotides. It is a transcript of the gene Kaz, whose product is annotated as E3 ubiquitin-protein transferase Katazuke. Gene Ontology annotation, biological process: proteasome-mediated ubiquitin-dependent protein catabolic process. The record is from RefSeq and is a predicted model, not a curated record. Gene Ontology annotation, cellular component: GID complex; nucleus; cytoplasm. NCBI's taxonomy places the organism in Eukaryota, Metazoa, Arthropoda, Insecta, Hymenoptera, Formicidae. Gene Ontology annotation, molecular function: ubiquitin protein ligase activity; protein binding.